Clonostachys solani is the source of this 1473-nucleotide messenger RNA. Lineage: Eukaryota; Fungi; Ascomycota; Sordariomycetes; Hypocreales; Bionectriaceae. The record is from the annotation of a GenBank genome assembly.
AUGAGCUCUUUCGACAAGAUUGACGAAAAUCUGUCAUUCGACGUCGUCAUCAUUGGCGCAGGCAUCUCCGGAAUCAACGCCGCCUACCGCAUCCAAACCGAAGGACCUUCCAAUGUGUCCUAUGCUAUCCUCGAGGGCCGGGACUCAAUCGGAGGCACAUGGGACUUGUUCAAGUACCCCGGCAUUCGAUCCGACUCGGACAUGUUCACUUUUGGCUUCCCUUGGAAUCCAUGGAAACACAACGAAACUCUGGCCGCCGGUGACAAGAUCAAAGACUAUAUGAUCGACUCCGCGAGGUCAGCAGGUAUCGACCAUCAUAUCUGCUACAAACAUAGUGUUUCUGAGGCCCACUGGCACUCGGAGAAGAGGAGGUGGGAACUACAAGUGGCUCGACCGAAAGAUGAUGCACCGGUCGUUUUCCAGGCCCGACUUGUCAUCCUCGGUACUGGCUACUAUGAUUACAAGACGCCACUCCAGACCACCAUUCCAGGUAUCGAGAACUUCAAAGGGAAGGUCAUUCACCCUCAAUUCUGGCCCGAAGACUACGACUACACAAACAAGGACGUAGUUGUCAUUGGAAGCGGCGCCACCGCUGUCACAAUUGUACCGUCCAUGGCCGACAAAGCGAAACGGGUCACUAUGCUGCAAAGAAGCCCAGGUUACAUUUUUCCGCUGCCCUCAAAUAGCUUCUUUACGGCACUUCUUUUCACCAUCUUGCCUGCCAGUAUGGCCCACUUUCUCAACCGGCUCCUGUGGCUCUUCAAGAGCUACUUCACGACACUUCUCUGCAAGUCCUGCCCCGGGCUGGCGAAAAAGAUCAUCAAAUAUAUCACCAUCAAGCAGCUCCCACCUGACGUUAGCUGGGACCCUCACUUCAAACCCCGCUACAACCCAUGGGAGCAACGGUUCUGCGCCUGCAUGAACGGUGACUUUUUCGCUGCUAUCCGGUCGGGCAAGGCAGAUGUGGUCACAGAUAAGAUCAAGACUAUCGCUGAGAACCGCAUCGAGCUCGAGUCUGGAGAAGCUUUGCACCCAGACAUUAUUGUCACCGCGACAGGCCUGAAGCUUCAUUUCGGCGGUGGCAUCAAGUUCACGAUCGACGGGGAGGCCUUCAGCGUGGCGGACAGGUAUGCUUGGAGAGCGGCCAUGCUCCAAGAUGUCCCAAAUCUACUCUUUGUGACGGGCUAUGAGAAUGCGUCCUGGACAUUGGGGGCGGAUGUCAGCUCACGGCUCUUUGUUCGCAUUCUCAACAGGAUGCGAGAACGGAACGUGACCACCGUGGUGCCGCGAAUGGUUGUAUCGGACAACAUGCCGGUUAAGCCCAUGAUGACCUUGACUUCUACCUACUUGAAGAACGCCGGUUCUGUGUUUCCAAAGGGCGGAUCAGGGCCAUGGAGCCCCAAGUCCAAUUAUUUUUCAGACAUGGCUGGGGCGAAAUGGGGAGACAUAUCUACGGAUUUAGAGUACUUGUAA